Messenger RNA from Marasmius oreades (fairy-ring Marasmius), 3153 nucleotides. RefSeq lists its product as uncharacterized. Lineage: Eukaryota; Fungi; Basidiomycota; Agaricomycetes; Agaricales; Marasmiaceae. Bases 1404 to 2960 code for a protein of 518 amino acids. The record is from RefSeq and is a predicted model, not a curated record. Gene Ontology annotation, cellular component: membrane. The transcript is spliced from 8 exons. Gene Ontology annotation, molecular function: carbohydrate:proton symporter activity. Gene Ontology annotation, biological process: transmembrane transport; carbohydrate transport.
CUCGUCGUCCCGAACGUUAACGAAACCCUCCGUACGACAUACGGCAAAUCGGGUGCAGUCGGGAUCGUACCUGUUCAGAGAAGAAAUAGCUUGCAAUUGGAUAUUCGGUAAGAUUCCUCUAACCAGAGGUCCCAAUUUACGCCAAUUUACGCGACAGUAACAGACCGAGUCAGCAAAUAUCCAUGCGCUGGACCAUCUCAGUCUCACGAGGCUGAGCUUGACCAAACUUCUAUCCACCUUUCCAAGGACUUGUCUCCCAGCGAGCCCGAAAUUAGCACCACACUCCCAAAAUACGUAUGCUUCGCCUGAUCUAUGAUACUUAGUACCUUAGGCACCCAAGGCAAUUCUACUGGACGGGUUCCUUCAAGUACAUUUCGAUGGUCUUGCGGUAGAGGCCACACGGGUAGAUUAGAAGUGAUGCGUCCGUGAAAACUCCAGUUCACGCAGCUUCCAGUCGAUUCUUGACUACCCGUAUGUUCCUUCAGAUCGCAGCCGUGCUACCCCUAAUUUACUCCACCUCCGCCGACCAGCCUUCGAACCCCGAGUGAUUUCCAGGCACAAGUAGACACACUGCCGCGAAGAAGAAUAAAAGCCCUUGCGGCAAGUAUGAACUUUGUUGCGUUCAUCUCUAUAUCUUCUCGGAAAGGUGCAGUGAUGGUAUAAACAGCGGGGCGCUCUACUGCAAGUGGUAGACUUGGUGGCAACUGGCUGGAACUAGACGCGACGCGACUCAAACCCAAUAACCUGAAGAUCCGGCGGCGUUGUACCUUCAUUGGCAAUAGUGUUCGGGUAUACCACAAUGACACCACAAUGACAUAUGAUGGGUCCCAUUGGGCACUCGUUUCGACUCUUCAAACUCAUAUACCGUAUGUACAUACAUACGCGGACCAUCUACACCGAGCUCGUAGCCGCCGACGCGAGGAGGUGGUAAAAUAUCGUGGUCAGACGAGCACAUGGUGCACACUGAUUCAGUGUUUCAGUGUUUCAUUCUUCCGAUAUGACUCUAAAGAUCGCUUCCUCUGUAGAUGGGCUACAAGCCACAGUCGUCCACAAGAUGGGGGGCGGAGAAAUCUACCGUCUAAACGCCCAAUGCAUUAAAAAAACUCGACCUGCAACCCUAAAACGCGAGGAUGCGUCGUACACAAGCGAGGUAACCUCGUCAUGCGCGUGUCCACGCUCACCUUCCAUCAUCACGCUUGUCCUCAAUGGCCAUCUGAAAUUGUGCGAUUCCCGCAUUUGAUGGAAUAUAUUUAUUCUAGUUAUUCAUGGGGUCUCCAUCUGGGGUCCCAUGACUUUUUAUCGCCGAUUCCGGCUCCAGAAUCUAUAAGAAGAAACCCCUCAUCCACUAUUUCUCCUUGCUUCCUUUUAGCCUUUCCCUCCUACCGACAACAGGCAAAGUCAACAUGGGAUACAGUGCUCGUAUCGCUUCGAAUCCGUACAUCGUCGGUUCGUUCGCAUGUAUCGGUGGUGGUCUCUUCGGUCUGGACAUCUCGUCCAUGUCCGGAGUGUUGACCAACCCAUUUUACCUGAAACAAUUUGGCAACCCCAAUGAUUCUGCCCAGGGUGCCAUUGUUGCGUCCAUGCCAGCUGGUUCCCUUGUGGGUGCUCUUCUAGUUGGUUACCUCGGUGAUCGUCUGGGAAGAAAAUAUUCGAUUAUGCUUGCUGCAGUCGUUUGGGUCAUAGGAUCAAUUCUUCAAUGUGCUUCCGUGAACCGUGGUAUGCUCGUCGCAGGUCGUGUCAUUUCUGGCUUGUCCGUCGGUAUCUCAAGUUCCAUCGUUCCCGUCUACCAAUCCGAAGUCACAGCUCCAGCCAUCCGUGGUCGACUUGUCUCCCUCCAACAAUGGUCUAUCACCUGGGGUAUCCUUAUCCAAUACUUCAUCCAAUUCGGUUGCUCUGACAUUGACGGGACGGCUUCCUUCCGUAUUCCAUGGGGUCUUCAAAUGAUCCCUGCCAUAGUGCUCUUCUUCGGAAUGACGUUCUUCCCCGAGUCCCCUCGUUGGUUGAUGGACCACGACAGGGACGAAGAAGCGUUACAGAUCCUUGCUGAUCUCCACGGUGGAGGUGACAAGAAUAAUGAGCUCGUAAGGCUCGAGUUUGAGGAAAUCAGGCACCAGGUCAUCUACGAGCGGGAAGAAGGUGCCAAGUCCUACAUGGAUCUCUUCAGAGGCAACAAUCCUCGUAGGGUCAUGCUCGGUAUGUCUCUCCAGAUGUGGUCUCAACUUACUGGCAUGAACGUUAUGAUGUACUACAUUACCUACGUCUUCCGUGGCAUUGGCCUUGUUGGACGGAAAGCGGGUCUGAUCGCCGCAUCUGUUCAAUACGUGCUCAACGUCGCGAUGACCGUUCCUGCCAUCAUCUACAUUGACAAGUGGGGAAGACGUCCGAUGCUUCUCUGUGGAUUGACUGCUAUGGCUUUCUUCCUCUACCUUGUCGGUGGUCUUCAAGGUCGUCUUGGACACUGGGGGGUAGUUGACAAUGCCCGUGUUUGGGUUAUUGAAGGGCAAGGUUCGGCUACGAAGGGUAUCAUCGUCCUCUCGUACCUCUUCGUCUGCAGUUUUGCCGUCACUAUGGGACCUGUCUCGUGGACUUACCCUGCCGAAAUUUUCUCGCUCAAAGUUCGGUCCAAAGCGGUCGCUAUGGCAACUGCCACGAACUGGAUUUUCAAUUUCGCUUUGGCAUGGGCUACACCCCCGGGUUUUGCGAACAUUGCGUACAAGACUUACUUUGUCUUUGCUACCUUCAACGUUGCUGGUCUCAUUCACGUCUUUUUCAUGUACCCCGAGACUGUUGGUCGUUCUCUGGAAGAAAUUGAGGAGAUCUUCAAACAGGGACAUGCGUUCUCUGCCUGGAAGAUUGGCAAGGAUGUUGGUAGGACUACGCUUAGUGAGGUAGUCCAGAAGACGAAGCAGGUUGAGGGGAGGUCAAGCACGGAAAAGGAAAAGGACCAGGACUCUGUUUGAGUGCUUGGCAACAUUCGGGUAUACAUACCGCAAUAUAUCCUAAGUAUGUACAUGCGUGCUUCAGCUCAAUUUCAAUUUUUUACGUUACUUGUACUACCCCUUUUACGAAUUUCUCAAUGCUUCAACCAUCGGAGUUGUAGUUGUACUUAUACAUUGCAAUCCCGACAUCAUUUUUUUCUGUCCAUAUGGGCCC